CAAUUUCAUCCUGUGUGCUUUAUGACAUUUAGAUACAAGAUUUGUUUGAGAAAGAAAUGGAGCUUAAAGGGACCUUUGUCCCUCAGUUUCGAGUUCCGGUCUCUCGUAUAAACCGGGUGGUCGUCAAAAGGACCAAGCGGUAUCCUCUGAUCCGACUGGUUAAGGUUUCAACUUCAUUCGGGGAGACCUUUCCGGAGUCAUACCAUAGAUGGAAACCUAUCAAAGUUCAUUGCAACAACAAUUCACAAGGUAUUCAACAGUCACCGUUUACCAAGAGUGAGCGCGGCGUGCUGCCUGAACUCUCUUUUGACCGCGUGCAGCCAAAUGACCUGGAAUGUUGUGCAAUACAGAAGCGACCAUUUGGACGAUUUGUUGCUCGCGGAGCUAUGUUGGAUGAAGAAUACUGGGCAGCAGCAUGGCUGCGGGCAGAAGCUCAUUAUGAAGCCUUAUCAUAUCUGAGGCAUGUUGAGACUUGCAAGAGGAAACAUGCUGAUGAGGAGUUCUAUGCAUUGAAACAACGGUGUGCAGGACGGGAUUGGAACUCACAAAAGUAUUUUUGCAUUAUCACAGUUAAGAAGGAAGAGAAAAAUGUAAGACGCACUGUGUUAAACAGUGUUGUUGGAACCCUUGAUAUUAGUAUCCGGCAAUUAUUGCGAGGAGAAUCAUACCCUGGGGAAAUCAAGAGAUCUUCAGCUUUUGUGGCUGGCCAUGAGGGUUAUGAGAUCCUGAAUUAUGCUUAUGCUGCAAAUGUCUGUGUCUCAAAAUUUGCUCGGCGUCAGGGAAUUGCCUCUAAUAUGCUUCAUUUGGCCGUUGAUGUUGCUUCUGCAGCAGGUAUGAAGCAACUAUAUAUUCAUGUAAAUGCUGACAACACACCUGCCCAGAAGCUGUAUAGAAAAAUUGGCUUUGAGAUGGUAAAAACUGCAUCUAGUCCGUCGUCAAAAGGUCAAAGGCUUCUGAUGUGUAUGGAAUUGUGAGCAAGGACAUACCUUUCAAUGUAGUACCUAGGUUAUAUGUGUGAAUAUGUGUAAUUGAAAUAUAUUUUGUACUCUUUUCUUGUUUUGUAUUUGGUUGCUCAGUAGUUUUCCUUCACUAUGUCAAUUGUCAAGUCUGUUACA
Messenger RNA from Telopea speciosissima, 1115 nucleotides. RefSeq lists its product as uncharacterized. The record is from RefSeq and is a predicted model, not a curated record. Gene Ontology annotation, molecular function: acyltransferase activity, transferring groups other than amino-acyl groups. NCBI's taxonomy places the organism in Eukaryota, Viridiplantae, Streptophyta, Magnoliopsida, Proteales, Proteaceae. The transcript is spliced from 10 exons. The coding region runs from base 57 to 974 and encodes 305 amino acids.